GACAAAUACCCACCAUUUGCUUCGACGUGGAUGGAACUGGAGGGUAUUAUGCUGAGUGAAUUGUGACAGGAACAUUCACAUCCUCGCUUGAAAGCCAAAGUCCUGAAAAUAUCCAGGAGUUGGAACCUUGACUUUCUCAUCCAUCUCGGGUCCAUCACAAGAAAAACAAUCUGGUGGAGGAAGAUAAGAAAAAAAAUCAAUGAAAGAAAUGUAGCAAUUCAGAUCUGCUUUGCCGUUCUCUUUUGGCUGUGGCAGUCUGUCUGGUGGUCAUUGUAAUAACAGUUUACUACCAACACAAACAAGACUGCCAUAUAUAAAUUUUGUGGGAGGUUCACCAACUUUAUCAAAAAGUGCUGUGGGACCACUGGCCUCAUUCUGUACUUGAUCAUCAUCAUAAUCAUAUCAACAGCCUCAUUUCUUGGCCAAACCAACCAUAGAACCCAGGAACUAUCAGCCCCACAGGAUCCAUUAUCACCAAGAGCCCAUUUGCUACAACUUUCAGUAAUAUUUAUCUACUGAGGAGAUCAUUGAGGCAUGGAGCCUGUGUCAAUCCCCGAACUGGUUGGUGGACUUGUUGAUUGUGUAGCCCAGUUAAUAAGAAUAGCUGAAGAGCUUUUACAACUGAUUUCACAAGAACAAAUUCCAUGUAGAGAGCAAAAUGAUAGAGCAGAACAGAUGGAAGCAGAUGCAUCUUCUCCUGAAGAAGGUUCACUCCCAGACCUUUCUGAUUUCUCAGACUUAGAGUCAAUACUUACACCAAGAGAAGAUGGAGACUUAAUCUUUGACAUAGAUCAAGCGAUGUUAGACAUAGAAGACUUAUAUGAAGAUGUACUCUCUGGCAUAAACGAGGACUUAAGAAGUGGUUAAAAUUUAAUUUGCCCCCAGCAGCAUGUGAGAACUGAUCAUUUUUCUUUUUAAAAUAGAUUCAGACUUUUCUGAAUGUUAGCAAUGUGAGUUUUCUCCUACUUCUGUAUAUUUUCAUUACUAAUACCUUAUAGAACAAGCAAUACUAGAUUUACUUCCAGUAGAAGCUAAUCUCUUUUCUUCUUUAUGUUUCUUUUAAAAGCUCCAACGUUAGCCAUAUCAUUCUUUCUCUACCUGUCCUUGUUCUCCUGUUAGGGUUACUAAUAACAGGAGCAAACAAUACCAAAAAAAUAAACUCCUCAUCUAAUAGCGGAGUGAAGACCUCACAGACUCUAUCACAUAAUAGAACCCAAUGGUAUUGUUCUGCACAUGGAAACCAAAAGGGGAAUAUUCCCCAGGAUUGUAUUAUAAUGAAUACAUCACAUUGACAAGACAGUUUUGGAACACUUUUACUUGAAAAGAUGUAACUCCUUACUAGGCCUUUAGGAGAGGAUGUGUCAACCAAAGGAUGCUAUAGGAGACCAGGGGAAGCAAUUUUGAAAAAGCACCAUCUGUCGGAUAAUAAAACAGUAGAAAGCUUUUCAGAUAACUUUUGCAGAGAGAAACCUUUGAAAAAGCCGAGGCCAAGAGGUUCCGAUGCAGGAUUUUUCCCUCAAACGAUGACCCACACUGCAACUAGUCUUCAAUAUUGUUCCUCAAAUGGAAAGGACUAAUUAAAUCAUAUAAUGAUAUGAGUAUGCCAGUACUAGAACAUCUAAACAAAGCCCCAUGAGGAGUGUUCACCAGUGGAGAGUCAAACACUCAUGGCAUAGGCUCAGACGUGACGGUCCGCAAAUAGAAGUGGAUAAAAUAUAUCUUCUUGGGUAUAGCUAGAUUUAUAAAGAAUAGCUGAUAGGCUUAUUAUAGUGAACCUGCUGCCACUUUGACAUAGAAAUCUUAACUAUUGACAAAUGGAAGCAAUGAUGAAUCUGAAUAAAAUAGGAACUGAUAUUUAAGCCCCAAUAAUUCUACAAAUAGCAGAAGGGUAAAAUGCAAUAGUUGGAGGACCUCCCUCCCCAUAUCAGAACAGAAAGAGACCCAAUAAAUGUGUGGGAAAUUCACUGCUUGUAGUCAUUCCAUGCUGUACAGCAGUCUCAUUUCCAUUUGGAGAAAUAGCUACCCUUCAGAGAAGCCCAUGAUCACUAUGGUCCUCCUUCCUAGAGAAUGACCUUUGUGUCCUACAACAUGGGCAACAACUGGUAAAGGCAUUAAAGUGUAUUUAGGACAAAUUGGUGUAUUCAAAUUGUGAAGAAAUGACAUGAAGUUAAUUCAUGCUGGUGGAAAACAGACUAUACCCAAUUCAUUGAGCCCUAAAGCAUAUUAUUGGCAAAAAGAUUAAAAACACAUUGAAUACAGAGAGCUCCAGAGCUAGCCAACAUGACAGAUGCUGUAUCUAAUCCUAAGCAGGGUCUACACACACGGAUAAUUAGCUGCUUUUAAAGGUAAAUGUGGGGGAAAAUUAGAGAUCCAAUGUGGAUGAGCAGUAGCAGAAGAAGCAUAAGUCAGUCUUGCUACUGAAUUUCAGGAUAAUUAUGUAACAAAUUGCAGAAAGAGACUGCUGUAUCAAAAAAAAAAAAAAAAAAAAAGCUACCACAGACCCUUUCGAAAAUGAGAGGAACUUAGGGAGCUACUCAAACAUGUUACUAUGAGAAAGUUCCAUAAUAGACUGCUACGUGGAAAGACAGAGUAGAUGAGGAUCCAGGACACUUAGACAGGUGCACAAAGACACAAAGAGGAAAAAUAAAAGUUUGAUCAUCAAGCAACUACUGUGGGUAAUUACAAGCCAGACAAGACAUCAGAUUGAGGGACUUGGCUACUGCACUAAGUGGACAAAUCAAGCCUUACUUUCCUAGAGUAAGGGACUCUAGCUAUCGCAGUAUGUCUAAAAUGACAAAUAAGAGAUGCAGCACAAAGGGACUAUGUGAAAUUAAAAUAUAGUGCUGCGAAAGCAAGAAGAAAUGGUUUAUCCCACCAUUCCAUUAGGAGCAGUUUUACAAGGAGGAUUUGUGAUAACAAUUAAACAAGGAAAUCUAUACAUGUAGCAACCAAGAAGAAUCACAGAGGAAUUGGUUAAAGUUAAAAGAUAGAAUCUAUGUUUUAAUUAAAGGUUUGAAAAAAAAAAAGGUUUGAAAACAGCCAGGGAAGAUACAAACUCUCCACUAGGAAUUUGGACUUUAGGAAAUUGGCUAUAAUUUUGUGUCAAAAUAAAAUCCAAAGCAGGAGUACUUCGGCAAAAUCCGGAAACAUCCAAGGAGAGACCAUCAGUCUGUUACAAAUUCUAUUUAGUGAGCAAUUUCACUGUAAAUGGACAGAUCUGGUGCUCCUCAUAUAUGAUAGAUACUGAAGGGUGGCUAUUCCCCUAAGUAGAACUCUGGAAUAUAGACUUUAUAGCAAUUCUGCAAUGGAUUAGUGUGAGCUUACUAAAACUGUUAAUAUUAAUGAGAAACCACAAGCAAGCAAACUACCUCAAGCAGGCCAUCAAAAUACAUCAAGAGAAAUCUGUGUGACUACUCCAGACCUUGAAACAAGAUAAAGCUUGAAGCAGCCUAUAAAACAACUAUGUGUCAAAACUGGAAGAUGUGUGAAGCUGGGUAGCCUCCUGGUUCCAUGGGUCACGUGGAAAGAUUGUACUAUAAUGAUGCCUCAGGAUUAGAUAAAAUAUAUUGCAAUGUUUGCUUUGUGUGAUGAUAUGUGUUUAAGAACUAUUCAAGUGUAACCCCGCUCCAAACAAUGGGUUGUGGUAUUAAGUGUGUAUAGUGUUGAUAGUGAUAAGAAGUAAGUGUAGGCAAUGAUAAAAUACUUAGGAACAAGAGCGAGUAAGGAAUAGUAUUUUCAGGAGAGAAGAAAAGCAGUAAGUUGUAUAGAAUAGUCAUGCGGCUAUUUAGAGUGGAAAGCCAUGGUAUAGAGUUCCUAAGCAGGUUUAUGAACAAAGCCUUGUUUUUGUAAUAUGCAAAUUAACUAACCCCAAGUCAUUGAUAUUGAUAGAAAUAGCUGGUUGGCGAUCAAUACAGGUCAUGCAUUUAAAAGCCCAAUUAGAGGGAGAUAUGUUAAUUAAAUUAGCAGUACACUGAUUGAAUACCUCUGAUUGGAAUCCAGGAGAAUGGAGAGAGUGGCUAGUGCAUUAUUUAAACUAGCCCUUUUCUGGACCUUCUUGAGACUAACACCAAAGCCAAUUCUUGUAUGGCACAGAGGGAUAAAGGGGGAGACAAGCUCAUCAUUCUGAGACAAACUUAAAGAUGUGAAAACCCAGGGAGAUAGGUUGGAGCUGGCAAUGAACUAGGAAGCACAAGUCUUUAUCCUUCUGUGUUUGACUAAUGUGCAUGAGAGGUUGCAACUACAUAAUUGUAUCCUUAUGUGAUGAUCAAUGUCAGUCAUUAAAUUAUAAUUGAAUAUCAUCUUUAUUUGCUGUUGAUCCAUGCCAUUUUAUUGCUAUGUGUUUUAACAGAUUUUAACUAAUAAACUUUCAUUCACAAAUCAAA
Messenger RNA from Canis lupus familiaris (dog), 4382 nucleotides. RefSeq names its product TRPC5 opposite strand (gene TRPC5OS). The record is from RefSeq and is a predicted model, not a curated record. Bases 535 to 867 code for a protein of 110 amino acids. The transcript is spliced from 4 exons. NCBI's taxonomy places the organism in Eukaryota, Metazoa, Chordata, Mammalia, Carnivora, Canidae.